Lampris incognitus (smalleye Pacific opah) is the source of this 1477-nucleotide messenger RNA. It is a transcript of the gene stk17b, whose product is annotated as serine/threonine kinase 17b (apoptosis-inducing). Gene Ontology annotation, biological process: intracellular signal transduction; protein phosphorylation; positive regulation of apoptotic process. Gene Ontology annotation, molecular function: protein serine/threonine kinase activity; ATP binding. The transcript has 7 exons. Lineage: Eukaryota; Metazoa; Chordata; Actinopteri; Lampriformes; Lampridae. The record is from RefSeq and is a predicted model, not a curated record. Gene Ontology annotation, cellular component: nucleus. The coding region runs from base 422 to 1477 and encodes 351 amino acids.
GUCAAACAGAAGGAUGUGAAAAUGCUCGAAACUCCCCAGUGAAAGUCGUUCAACUAUUUAGCCAAGGGUUGUCCGUAACAGCAGUAUAGUUAGUUAGCCUACUAUAUUUGUUUAAUCGGAGAUUUUUCUGUAGCCACCCGUUACUGCAACCAAGUUGACGAAGACGACUAAUCGCAACCUCUGAGCGAACGACAUUGACCGUUGAGCUAACUAAACUACAAUUAAGCUAACAAAUCAAGUAGGGGAGGUAAUAGCGCGCUAACCGCUAGAAGCCUUUUCGGCAUACGACCAUGUAGCUACUGUAAAGUUGGCUUUGUUAACAUUUCGCUCUGUAGCUGGUCACGUUGGCGUUUACUCGAAAGUAUUUCACUUUUAGCGCGUUGUUUGGAUAACUGUCCCCACAUACGAAACUGAAGGCAGGAUGAUGUCUCGGAGGCGGCUGGACAGCCGCAGCGGGCCGACGGGAGGACUACUCGGAGAAAUCUUAACUCCUAUCAACACGGAACCCAUGGAGAGUGUUUAUGAAAUUACCGGCGAGCUGGGAAGGGGAAAGUUUGCAGUGGUCAAGCACUGUGUGGAAAAAGCCACAGGGAAAAUGUUUGCAGCCAAAUUCUUGCGGAAGAGGCGGCGGGGUCGCGACUGCCGGGCAGAAGUGGUACAUGAGAUGGCUGUCCUGGAGAUGGCCCGUAACAACCUCCGCGUGGUCAACUUACAUGCUGCCUAUGAGACAGACCAUGACAUUGUUCUCAUGCUGGAAUAUGCUGCAGGUGGAGAGAUCUUUGACCACUGUGUGUCUGAAGAGUUGUUGCCAGAGGCCCAGAUCACCCGUCUGAUCCGCCAAACGCUGGAAGGAGUUCAUCACCUCCACCAGAGCAAUCUGGUGCAUCUGGACCUCAAGCCGCAAAACAUUCUCUUGACCAGUCUGUGUCCUCCGGGAGACAUAAAAAUUGUGGACUUUGGCCUGGCACGUAGGCUUGGUGCAGUUGGGGAACUCAGAGAGAUUCUUGGGACACCUGAAUACGUGGCCCCAGAGAUCCUGAAUUAUGAGCCAAUCACAACAGCAACAGACUUAUGGAGCAUAGGUGUCAUAGCCUACAUGCUGGUAACGGGAGAGUCUCCGUUUGCGGGGGAUGACAAACAGGAGACGUACCUCAAUGUUUCCCAGGUUAAUGUGGACUACAGUAGGGAGGCCUUCUCCAGGGUAUCGGAGCUGGCUGUGGACUUUAUUCGCAAACUGCUGGUCAAAACACCUGAGGACAGGCCCAGUGCUGCAGACUGUAUGAGCCAUCCCUGGCUUUGGCAGGGACCAGAACCGGUUAUACCACGCAUCCUCCGCGAAAGGAGCAGUGGCACUAAGUGGGCUGCCCCACCUGAAGACCCUGAGGACAAGGAGAAUUUCCUGGAGUCCGCACACUCCCAUGCAAAAAAGUUCCGCCUUGAUGAAGAGACACCUGCUGCCGUGGACGGUGACUUCUAA